GCGUUGCGCAUCGCGAGCGUCAGCUCAGCAGAGAGACGUUGUUGUUUACUAUUAUGGCGACCAAGACCCGCGAAGUGUGUUCAUUUUAACGCAAAGUUUUCAUUCCUUUUUCGUCGUAGUUGAAAGAAGUAGAGAGCAUUGGAAGUGAAGGCGCGACCUGUGCACGGGGCUGUGACUUCUCCAGCGGGAAAUACUUCGUAAUUCAGGGGAUAUUUGUGUCUGUAGCCCUUGGCGCCACUGGCCUCCUCCUCCACCUCCUUCGUUCGGGGCCUGAGUCUCUCCUCUCCCUCUCUCUUUCUCUCCUUCCUCCGACGGUACAUUGAGGACCUUGUUACUGUCGUCCGCGAUGCCCAAGAAGGACCAGUUCUCCGUGGGCGACCGCGUCUUCGCCAAGGUCAAAGGGUAUCCGCACUGGCCGGCAAGGAUCGAGACCUUCGAAGAGGACCCAUCAGGAAAACCACCAAAAAAAUAUCCAGUUCUUUUUUAUGGAACUUAUGAAACGAUGGACAAAGAUGACCAUUUGUCAUUGAAAAAGUUGCAGACGUAUUUGGUUUAUAAGGUGGACACCUUGGAAGGCAAAAAAGAAAUCCACCAGCUCCUACUUCUCUUGGUUAUACCACCUUCUCCAGUUGCAGGCUCGCACACUUCCCAUCCCAACCCCAUCACGAGUCUGGAAGAAAAGAUUGAUGAGCAUUUUACUCUGUUAGUUACUCCACCUGAAAUCGCCAAUCUCGGCUCAUCUGCUCCUAACACACCAAAGACACCACUUCUGAAGCCUGGUAAAAAGUCAGCAAGUAACACUCCAGUUUCAAGUUUAAAACCGGCAGACUCAGAUGAAGAUUCUCUCGUUAUAGAUGAAUCGGAGAGAGGUGGGAAGAAGAGGAAAAGAUUGGAGUCAGAUUCGACACCAGAUGUGCCAGCCAAAAAAGCAGCAUCUGCAAGGGAAGUUGCAAAAGAGAACUCAAAACAGGUAAUAGAAGAACCACAGAUUAGUCGUAGUGGACGAUUGAUAAAACCCAAAAAGUUCCUAGAUGAAGGUGAAGAAGGAUCAAGACCUCCCUCAGCCAAUGCAAGUGCUCCUGGUACACCAGUUCCAGAAGUUGCCUCUACAGCCACGACCACCACAACCCCCUUAACAACUAAAACGAAUAAUGCUGGUGCUGGAAAGAAUUCCACUUCUACCCCAAUGAUCGCUCCAAAGAAGAGACUCUCAGCCCUUGUUUCUGAAGAUAUUCCCAAGACUCCAACAGAUAGUGUAAAACCUGAAUCUCCAAUGCUCACCCCAACCGGUCCUCCACCUAAAAAGAGAGGGCGACCCUCCAAAGCUAAUUCUCCAAAAGAAUCUGCAAGUACAACUCCCGUAGCAAAGAAGGAAGAUGCCCCAUCAUCCCCAGCAAAGAAAGCUUUAGGAAAUGAAACCAAUAAAGAAAAGAAAUCUCCAGUUAAACCAGCACCUAAAAAGUCCUUAGGGAAGCAGAGAGACAUUGACCUUCCAAAAGAGAGUGAUUUAUCAUCUAAACAGACAUUCCUUAAACUCAAAACGGAUUUGGAGUGUGGAACGCUUAAUGCAGAUGAACUAAGAGAACUAAGUCAGAAAAAUGAGAAAGAAGAUACACAUAGUGCAAUCGUAGAAGAAAACAGAAAAUUCACGAGACAGCCAAAGCCAAGUAAAACGUUGGAUAUAGAGGCCCAGUUGCUGGAUCUCGACCAGAAGAUACGAGAGGCGUUAUCUGUAACGGAUCCACGUAAAGACGACGCAAAAGAUUACCUAGAAAGAAUGUCUAAACUUGUCAUAUCUGGUCUCAUGUUAAAAAAGAAUCCUCAUGUUGUAGAUGCAAUUAAAAAGUGCCGAAGAUACAAAUACGAUGACGAAGUCAGAGAAAAGGCAGACUUGGUUUACAACAGAUUUAAGUUGCUGUUUGUAGUACCCGAAAGCCAAGAAUGGGACUCAAUGUUUGCAGAGAAGGUGGCAGAAUUUGAUGAUGCCUGUAUAAGAGCUGGGAUUUCAGAAGAAUGUAAGGUUUCAUUGGUUCGAGAUCCUACCCAUCACAUUGAUGGUUCACAAGAAGAGGUUGGAAACCGGGGAAAGGAAAACACCAGUCCACUAACGAAGAGCUGAAUUGCAAACAUACGUAAGGUACGAAAUAUUUUCAGAUUGAUCCAUAUUUAGUACUUAAGGCUUAAUCUACACGUCAAGAUGGCUAACUUCCAGCCCAAGAAGAAAAUGUACAGUUAUGGUAUUGUAUUUUCUUUUUCCAGAAUUGAUACACCAAUAUGGCUUUACAGUAGUUGAUAUAUAUAUAUAUAAUAUGUAUGUGUAUUAAAAUACUGGAGCCGAAAGGUUUAUGGACAUUAAAUUCAAUCAAAUCACUUGGUAUUACAGUUGCCACCUUUUGAAUUACUUCCCUUUCAGGUAAUUCAGAAUUAUAAAAUGGUAUGAAUGUAUUUUGUAAUGAAAAUAUGGAAACAUUGGUUUAUAACCCAUUUAUGUUGGCCAGUUUUUUCAUGAAUAUGACAUACAGGCAACCUGUAGUAAUAGGGAUACACAAGAAGUCUUGUUUUACAGGAAUAGGUCAACAUUUAUCAUUGUGUGUAGUUUGUUAUUAAAUGUGACCCUACUGUUACCACAUUGUCAUCUUGAAGUAAACAUUCAUUUUUUUUUUUUAACAUAGCGUGCAGCAACUAUUUCAAACAGUUUCUUGUCUUAUGGACUAAAGUACUGUGCUGUAUAAGUUAACAUCCGAGAAGUGUAAAGUUUGCAGCAACCACUUCAGAUAGUGUUCUUGUCUUAUGGACUAAAGUACUGUACUGUAUUAGUUGACAUCCGAGAACUGUAAAGUUUAUGGAAUUUGGAAGUUUUCUAUUGAUGAAUCUUUACUUCAAGGAAUUUUUGAUGUUCAGAUGUAGAUAACCUUGUGAACAUGAGGGAAAAUUUUGCAUUUAGAGGAGAAAGGUGUUAUGUAUCAUGCAGGUCUGUUAUUCCUGCCAUGGGUGCCCACUGAAGUUGUCUGCUUAUGAAGAAUAUACUGUUGUGUAUUGUCUGGAAUAUUUUGCAAACGGCCUUUCAUGUGUGUUAUCUUGACUUGGUUGACUGGCUGCUUUUUACGGGUGGAUCUCUGUCCUUGGGUAUUGUAGUUUUGUGUUUUUUCCCUAGAUAUCAUCUUUGGGAUUACAGUGAUAAAAGUGAUUUUAAUUUGAAUUAUCCGACAGGAUAUGGUGUUUUUGAAACAUUCAUUGUAAAUGCUGUUUUCACUCCGAGGCAAAUACUGUAUUGUAGGAAUUGGCCAGCAAUGCACAAUGAUGCAGGAAGUACACCAGACGGCUUUCAUAAUCUACAGCCUUUGAUUAGAAUACUCUUGAUGCUUUGCAGAAAGGAAAAACAUUCAUCUAAAUGUUUGUAAACCCAAAAAAUUGAAAAGAAAAUUCAACUGACCCUUGCACUUGUGUUAUUUUGCUGUCAUAUUAAUAAUUAUAUUUUGUUAUAAAUGUGUUUGUACAUAUUGAAGGGUACCUUGUUAUUCAAAAUCUGCAGGCGGCUAAUAACAGCUGUGGCUACAGUAUUAUGGCACACAAGUUCACACUUCAUCUUGAUCUGACAGUUUUAAGGUCCCACUGUGUACUUGGGAAUUAACUGAAGUAUAAUACUGAGUGAAUAGUUUUCCCUUUUACUUUUUCUUGUUAUCUUUUACCAAAGAAUAAGGCAUAGGUUAACACACUUAUCCUCUGCAUUUGCUCAAGUCCCAUAAUCUUAGCAUUAUGUUGCCAUUGCAAAGAAUAUUAAUAUUUGAGUUAACAAAAGUGGUAAUGCUAUAUAUAUCCUGUCAGUCCUCAUCUCAUGUAAUGGAAUUUCUGGGAGGUUUUUAUUGGAAAAUACAGAUGAUCUUCCUAGUAAAAUAAAGAUAGUUUUGUUGAAAACUGGUGAUGAGUUACGAUGGUCCUGCACCACUGUUGUUGGAAGUGAGUAGAAACACAUUGGAAUGAUUGAAUCCAAGUGACAAGGUACUGUUUACUAAAUUUAUUUUGUUGGUUAUUUGUAAGAUUGAUGCAUUUUGCUUGUCCACUGUGAAAAACUGGAUUGAAAGUUAUUUAGAGGCUAGCUUUAUUAUAAUUUUAUUACAUUUUUAUUUAUACUUUUCUUUGUGCAAGAAAAUCUCUAUUAAGGUUAUAAAUAACUCAUCAAUCUCGCUAUCUCACAACAGUUCUAUGUUGGAAGUUAAAUCUAAUGUUCAUAGUCAUGUUUUUUUGUUUUUUUUUUUUUUUUGGAUGGCAGUACGUCAUGUCUGCUUCUGGUAGUUCAAAGUUUUGAUUAUCGAUAUAUGACACAGGGUUAUUUGUAAGAUGAUGCAUAUUGCUUGUCAGAGUUAUAAACUGGAUUGAAAGUUAUUCAGUAAGCUAGCUGUAUUAUAAUUUUAUUAUAUUUUUUAUGUAUACUUUGUGUAGAAAAUUUAUACUUUAAGAUUAUAAAACUCAUUAGUCUUGCUCUCAUUACAGUUUUAUGUUGAAGAUAAUUUGUCGGUUUUCAUGUUUUUGGGAUUCCAGUACAUCAUAUUUUGUGCAUCUGGUAGUUCAAAGUUUUGAGUAUCUAUAUAUUACACAGGGUUAUUUGUAAGACGAUGCAUAUUGCUUGUCCACAGUAAAAACUGGAUUUAAAUUUAUUCAGUAAGCUAGCUUUAUUAUAAUUUUAUUACAAUUUUGAUGUAUACUUUUCUUUGUGUACGAAAAUCUAUACCUAAAAGAUUAUAAAACUCAUCAGUCUCGCUAUCUCACAACAGUUUUAUGUUGGAAGUUAAAUCUACUGUUCGUGUUCAUGUUUUUGGGAUGGCAGUGCAUCAUGUCUGCAUCCGGUAGUUCAAAGUUUUGAGGAUCUAUAUAUUACACAGUCACUACAAACCUUGUUGCAGUCCCCCAUUUUUAUUUAUCAGAAUAUUGAAACACAAAUUUCUCUUUCUCUCUUAUAGGAGCAGAAUUUAGAUGUGCUUAUACGAUUGAUUUUGGAAAUUGUGCCAUAUCAAUACUAGUAAUGGUAUUUAUCUUGAUAUCUUGUCAAUUUAUUUAGAUCCCAUAUUUUUUGGGGGGAACAUAUGCAGCAAGGAGUUUCUCCAUUUGAAUAUUGUACCUACUGUAAUGAUAAAAAUUCCUGACAGUGGACUGCCAUCCCCAGUCUCUCUGGUCACUGUAGAUUGACAGAGGACACACCUGUUAGUUGGAACCAAGGCUAAGCACCAUUAACUAUACAGUGAUUGUAAUAUUCAAUCCACGUGAUGUUACAAGCAAAGGUGAAUCACCUUACCUUUGUUCUUGGCCAAGGUACAAUAGGCUAGGGCACCUUCCUUUACAUAUGAGACAUUCAUUUUCUUUCAGAAUCCAUAGUGAACAAAAUCUGGAAUAUGUUAUGUACUGUAUUUUGGGCCGAUUCACUUGAAAAUAUUGACACUUGACGUGUAAGUACAAAGGUGCAUAUUGUAGUGAUAAUAAUGUAUAAAUCUCAAAUAAAAGAGCCAUCUUAACUUUUA
Messenger RNA from Macrobrachium nipponense, 5513 nucleotides. Its product is annotated as hepatoma-derived growth factor-related protein 2-like. NCBI's taxonomy places the organism in Eukaryota, Metazoa, Arthropoda, Malacostraca, Decapoda, Palaemonidae. Bases 347 to 2119 code for a protein of 590 amino acids. The record is from RefSeq and is a predicted model, not a curated record. The transcript has 16 exons.